Messenger RNA from Nerophis lumbriciformis (worm pipefish), 813 nucleotides. NCBI's taxonomy places the organism in Eukaryota, Metazoa, Chordata, Actinopteri, Syngnathiformes, Syngnathidae. The record is from RefSeq and is a predicted model, not a curated record.
AUGGCUCUGGAUACCUUUCAGCUCGGAAAUCUCGGGCUUCGUCUCGUCAAUGACGGUGGUUUUCGCCUGGAUGGCGGCGCCAUGUUUGGGGUUGUCCCAAAAUCUCUUUGGGCAAAGAAGAAGCCGGCCGACGAGCAGAAUCGGAUCUCUAUGGUGACCAAUUGCCUGCUGGUGGAGAAGGGCGACGAGUUGCUGUUAGUGGAUACUGGAAUUGGCGACAAGAAUGACGCCAAAUUCCGCCGUAUCUUUGGUUUGGAGGAAGAUGCCGUCCGGUUGCCGGAGCAGAUUCGGCAGGCCGGCUACCAACUAGGAGACAUCACCCAUGUGUUGCUCAGCCACCUCCAUUUCGACCAUUGUGGAUGGAACGCUCGGGAGGUUGGCGGCAAAUUAGUACCGACUUUCCCCAACGCCCGGUACUGGCUGCAGCGGGGAGAGGUGGAACACGCUAGAAACCCCAACGCCAGGGACCGAGCGAGCUAUGACCCUCGUAAUUGGGAACCCCUGUUCGAGGCUGGAGUGGUGGAGCUCUUCGAUCAGGAAGGCGUCCCCCUUCGGUGGCGUCCGGGCGGAGACGGAGAAAAGGGGAUCUUCUUGGCAGACCUGGUACCGACGGCAGCCCACGUCCCCUUUCCUUGGAUCAUGGGCUACGAUCUCUAUCCCUUGACGACUCUGGAGAACAAGCGGCAGCUGCUUCCCCAGGCGUUGGAAGAGGGUUGGCUAUGUAUUUUCGAGCAUGACCCGGACUUGCCGUGGGGGCAUCUCCUAGAGACGGCGCCAGGACGCCUGGCGGCGGUACCCCUUGCCGGAGUUUGA